This is a messenger RNA of Hevea brasiliensis (rubber tree), 455 nucleotides long. RefSeq lists its product as uncharacterized. Bases 10 to 330 code for a protein of 106 amino acids. The record is from RefSeq and is a predicted model, not a curated record. The transcript has 2 exons. NCBI's taxonomy places the organism in Eukaryota, Viridiplantae, Streptophyta, Magnoliopsida, Malpighiales, Euphorbiaceae.
UCGCGAGUUAUGAAAAUGUCUUCCUCUGAAGAACUCUCUUCGUCCUCUCCUUCAUUGCCUGCUGAUACCUCUCCUCAAAAGAUUCAGCUGGUGUCUAAGUCUGUAUCGGAUCGACUUCUCAAUAAAUUCUUUGAUGCAAGCGAAUUUAAUUUUGAUUAUGAGCAAAGUGGAUUGUGGUCUCCUCCCAUUAGAAGAAGUGCUUUCUUGAGCUCCCCAGAUCGGAUUUUCACCGAAGAAGAAAUGCUCCAAAAACUUAGAAACAUUAUGGAUGAACGUCGACGACGAAGUAGAAGACAAAAAGGUUUCUGCAAUGCAGCGUGUUGCUUCUGAUGGGAUACAGGAAAUUUCGUAGAAUAUUAUAAUUAUCUCUGCUGCAAUACAAAGAGAGAAGACGAAGAACUUGCAACUUUUUUUUUUUUUCCUACUUUACGAUAUGAAAAUUGUGAAUGUUUUUG